GAACUACCGCGACAGACUGAGGAAGGCAACUUUAUGCUGAAAAAGAUAGAGCAGAAAAAGAAUCCGAGCCACAAUUAAGGUAUUGAAUAUAAAAACCGUUCAUAGAAAAAGUCACCACCAGUUGUAAUCACGAAAUAUAUAAUUGCGUGCUAAAAAACACUACCUGAUUGUUUUUUUCUUUGGUGUGAUUAUAAGAAGAGAAAUCAGUAUUAUAAAAUAUUUCAUAUUCAGGACUUAGGAAAGAUAUAGAAAACACGCAAAUGCAUUAAAUGCCAAAAUAAGCUUGCUCAACAAUGGCAGAUCGUGCUUCAGGAAGAAAUGAAGAGGUACUUCGCAGUAUCGAUUUGGGCCGUACUCAGGUGAAUUUAGGUGACUAUACCAAGGCAAUCGAUUAUUUCCGAAAAUCUUUACAGAUGGCAACGGCGGUCGGUGACCAAGCAGGUUUGGCAGAAGCCAAUUUCUAUAUGGGUGAUGUUUACCAAAAAUUAGAAGACUAUGAAAAUGCCGUCAGCUGUUUGAAAGACAGCUUAGAUAUUAGCACGACUAUAGGCAAUCAAUUAUUAAUGGCAGAAAGCAAUAGCGCUUUAGGUAGUAUUUAUGGGAGUUGUUUAAAAAAGUGGGAAAUUGCAAUUGAAUAUUAUAAUGCAGAAUUAGGGUUGGGAGCAACCAUUGGUGAUCAAAAGCAGAUAGCAAAGGUUAAUUGCAAUUUGGGCGUUUGUUACCAUGAACUAGAAAGAAAUGUAGAUGCAGUUCAAUGUUACAAAGAAAUGUUAAGACUUAUGAGUGCGAUUGGCGACCAGAAAGGAAUAGCUGAGAGUAAUAGCCGUUUAGGCGAAAUCUAUCUUGGUUCCAGUGACUAUGAAAAGGCAUUUGUUUAUUUUAAACAAGCAUUAAACAUAUAUAACGCUCUUGAUGACAAAAAUGGAAUUAAAGAUAUCAGUAUCAAUUUGGGCCGUGUUCACCUAAACUUAGAUCAAUACAGCGAGACCAUCGACUGUUACGGAAAAUCUUUAGAGAUGGCAAAGAGGGUUGGUGACCAAGCAGGUAUUGCACGAGCCAAUUGUCAUUUGAAUUGUGUUUACCAAAGAUUAAGAGAGUAUGAAAAGGCCAAAAGCUAUUUGGAAGACAGCUUUAUAAUCGGCACGGCCAUUGGUGAUAAGUCAGUAAUGGCACAAAUCAAUUUCAGUUCAGGUAAUAUUUUUAGUUCUUUCAAAAAGUAUGAAACUGCAAUUGAUUAUUAUGAGAAAGCAUUAGAAUUUUACACAGCAGAAGGCGAUCAAAGCUCAGUAGCCAGGAUCAAUAACAGCUUGGGAUCUUGUUACAUUUCACUAGGAAAUUUUGAUGCCGCUUUGAUUUAUCACAAAAAGAGUUUAAACUUAGCCAAUACGACUAAAAAUCCAUCAGCGAUAGCACAAGCCAAUAGACACAUCGGUGUUGUAUAUAGACUGUUGGGUGAUAAUGAAAAAGCGAUUGAACAUGGUAAAAAAAGUUUAGAAAUAAGCACUGUUAUUGGCGAGUCGCUUCUGAUAUCAUAUAGUUAUCAUGAUCUUGCAGAUGUUCAUCGGGGUUUAGGAGAAUAUAAAGUUGCAUCAACAUAUUUAGUAAAAUCUAUUAGAGUACUUGAAAAGCUGUUCCAAAAUUCAGUUCCAGAUGAAAACAAACUCUCCUUCACAGGAAUAUACUCUAGCACCCAUAGAGAUUUAACUAGUUGCUUUGUUUCUCUGGACCGCUAUGAAUCCGGACUAUUAGUGACUGAUCUGGGUAGAGCUAAAGAGCUCCAUUUUUAUAUUGAAAGAAAACAAAAUUAUUUAGAUACAGAAUUGUUUCCUAACGCACAAUCUGUAUGGAAUAAAAUCGAGAACGGGGAGGAGAAUCUAGAAAUAGAGCGAAUACAAAAGAUUCUUCGCGUAAAAAGGGAUGAAACAUCAGUUGUGUUAUUUUCCUUUGAAAGUGAAAGUUCUCUGAAUGUUUGGGUUUUGAAUAGUGAUGUAACCUUUAAGCGCCUGAUGUCAAAUGAAGCAUUGAAUACAUUGGAGUCCCUGAUGACUCAGUUUUCCACAAAUACAAGUGUCAAUAUCAAUCGAGAUUCUUCAUUUUUUAAACUUGAUUCACUUGCGAAUGAACAUAGUUUUCAUAGUCACAUGAGCUCACCGCCAACCAAGCCGUGUAAAAGAAAAAAGCUUAAAACCUUGCACGCAAAAAAUCCGAGCGACGAUCAUUUCAGUGAAGCUAUUUUAAAAAGACUUUUCGAUCUUCUCAUUCAACCAAUAAGAGAUGCCGUAAAAGGAAAUAAGCUCAUUAUUGUUCCUGACAUGCAAUUGUUCUUUAUUCCCUUUUCUUCAUUGAUUGAUGAAAAUGGGAGGUAUUUAUCUCAGACUUACAGCAUUCAAGUAACGCCCUCAUUACACACUCUGACGUUUACGAAAGAACAACCCCAUGACUCUGAACUCGGUUUUGCGUUGUUUGUUGGCAAUCCCAAAGUUAGGAAUGCUUCUUUGCAUGGCACAGAUUUCACAUCUGCUGACCUACCCAAAGCAACUGAGGAAGUUGCAAGUCUUUCGAAGCUCUUCACAGCAAGGCCUCUCGUAAAAGCUGAAGCAAAAAAACAGGUUAUUCUCGGACUUUUAAGUGAUGCUAGUAUAAUUCAUAUCGCUGCUCAUGGUGAACCGAAGAGAGGUGAAAUAAUGCUUGCUCCUGACCUAUCUGCAAAUGAACCAUCUUCUUCUCUUCCUAAUUCAGAUUCCUAUCUCCUCACACAGAAGGAUAUUACGAGUAUUUCAUUGCGAGCUCGCUUGGUUGUCCUAUGCUGUUGUCACACAGGGCAAGGUGAGAUUUCUUCAGAAGGUAUCAUAGGUAUAGCUCGGUCUUUUCUUGCUGCUGGAGCUCGCUCUGUUCUCGCCACACUCUGGCCCAUUUGUGAUGACGCAACAAAGGAGUUUAUGGAAGCAUUCUACAACGAACUGCUCCAGGAAACACCAGUUUGUGAAGCUUUAAGAAGGGUAAUGAACCUCUUUCAGAAACACGAAAGAGAAUAUUACCGAUCCUUUUUUAUUUGGGCUCCAUUUACUCUCUAUGGAGAGGAUGUGACGUUUAAAAAAGGCGACAUUGAAAGGAUCAGAGAGAAAUCCAGUGAAACUCUACCCGAAUGUGGUUUUGCGUUGUUUGUUGGUAAUCCAACGUCAGACUUGCCUAAAGCCACUGAGGAGGUUAAUUCUCUUUCAAAGCUUUUCAAAGCAAAGGCUCUCGUGGAAGGCGAAGCCAAAAAACAGGUUUUGCUGGGACUUUUGAGCGGGGCAAGUAUUAUCCAUAUUUCUGCACAUAUUGAACCUAAGCAAUGUGCAAUAAUGCUUUCUCCAUGUGUCUCCUCAAAUGAAGGUUCUUCCACUCAGGAUCUUUUAACGCAACAGGAUGUUAAGGGUCUUUCUUUGAACCCUGGGUUGGUUGUUUUAUGCCUAUGUGAUUCUGAGCAAGACGAAGUCUCUCCAGAAGGUGUUGAAACUUUAGCUCUGUCUUUUCUUGCAGCCGGAGCUCGCUCUGUUCUUUCCACACUAAGGCACAGUGACGAUGACGCAACAACGGAGUUUAUAAAAGAAUUUUAUAAUCACUUACUGCAUGAAUCAUCAGUCAGGGAGGCGCUAGAGAAGACAAAGAGAAUCUUUGAAAAGCGCGAUGAUGAGGCGUACCGAUCCUUUGUAGGUCGUUCUCCGUUUACAAUCUACGGAGAAGAUGUGGUGUUUCAAAAACAUGACAUUGAAACGAUAAGAGAGAAAUCUUUUUCUUCUGGUUUUGUUGUAUUACCAUCUGAUGAGCUUACUGGUUCGUUUGAAAAUCUUAACAAGCAAGAUAAACCAUAGUAUAGGUGAUGGUUGUCUAUUCUGUAGUUCAUGUUUAGGAAGGUUAAUUUUACAGGUUCGGCUUAAUAUAAUAAUUUGUAUGUUGUUUGAUUCUUUUGUCCUCGCUUAUACAAAAAAAGUCAGAAAGGGAGAGUAUACCGGCUGCAAAAUUUUAUAUAAAAUUAUAUAUUUUACUCAAUCAUGUAAUCAUGCGCUUAGGUUUGUAUGAAAUUCAAGAUGUGAAUUGCUAACGUAUCCAAAUAGUUCACAACCAUAGUGUCAUUACCUCAACCGGAGAAUAUGUAAGCAUCUGGGUUUUAUGUUUGUGUAAGUGACUUAAGUGUAAAUGAAUAAAUACUAAGUGUAUUUAUUACAAAUUUUGUGAGUGAAUUUCUCUAUCGGCCAUUAAAGAAUUGAUUAAAAUUUCGUUAAAUUUGGUUAUAGAUUUUCUACCUUUCUACGGCUCUCCAAAUGCCUUGUAGUACAAACAGAAAUAGCUACUAAAUUUAUGUGAAAUUUCUUCUGACCACAAUUAACAGCUUUUUUCCAGAGUUUGGUGUGUGUUAGACAACAAGCGAUUAAUUCUUUGGAUUAGGAUCACAACGCAAAGAUCUUUCUGGUUUGUUGUGUAAGUAUAUAAUUCAACCUUCAACUCAGAUUUAGUUUAGUAAACCUGCCUGAAUGCAGGUGCAUAGGCACUGCGCCCGCGAAACACUACUCUUGCGGUAAAGAGGAGAGGUUUUCUUGUUGCAUCAUCACAUAGCUGAUGAACCAAUUCAUGAAUUGGAGAAUCGAAGAGGCUGCCAUGCUGCAUGCUACUCCAUCUGGAUCAUGUUUAACUACAAUUCAAUGCAAUUUUCAAAAAUGACCUAAUGUCUUUUUCAACAUUUCAAAGACAAACGAAAUUGUUUCGUGCGUGAAAUUUUUCCCUGAGUUUCUGCUCAAUACCAUACAAUGGUAUAAAUAAUAAUGAAUGUUU
This is a messenger RNA of Dendronephthya gigantea, 4812 nucleotides long. RefSeq names its product tetratricopeptide repeat protein 28-like. The transcript has 2 exons. Bases 294 to 3854 code for a protein of 1186 amino acids. The record is from RefSeq and is a predicted model, not a curated record. Gene Ontology annotation, molecular function: protein binding. Lineage: Eukaryota; Metazoa; Cnidaria; Anthozoa; Malacalcyonacea; Nephtheidae.